AUGUUCGCGAAUUUCUCACCUCUCACGUUAACGGAACCCAUGGACCCCAAUAUGGACAAUCCCGCCGAGCCCAGACUGGAGCCUAUGGAACCGUUUCUGGAACCCAUAGAACCGAAACUGGAGCCCAACGACGUUUUGGACCUUCCGCGGUCGUCCGAGCCGCCUGAACAAGACGCCAACGAUGACAGCCCUGACAAAAAACGCAAAAAAGUGCCGAAAAAAACCUCAGCAGAAGUGCUCCAGCGACGGAAGGAAGGCCGAAGGAAGGCUGCAGCCACGAUUGCGCAAAGCCUUAAGAAAGCUGGCAUUGGUCGGUUUGAAAAGGAGAACAAGUUCAGGUUGACCACCAUCCGAUCGAUUCCAUUGAUCAACCAAAAGAACUACUUCACCGACUACUUGAAGAAAGAUGAGCAGAUCCUGUUUGUGCGCAACUGGCGGAUGGAGAAGGUGCUCCAGCAAAAGAUGAAAAACAUCGAGAAAACCAUCAAAAAAGACGAUGCGGUGCAGUCGUUCGACGACUACAAUUUGGGCGACAUCGAGGCGGAAAUGAAGAAGAAAGCCCAGGAAGAGGCCAAGGCCAAGGCUGAGGCGGAAGCUGAGGCAGCGGCAGCAGCCUCGGUGGCUUUGGAGAAUGACGACGAUGACGAAGACGACGAAGAUGACGAUAACGAUGUCAGCGAAGAUAAGGCCAAACAGGGCUACGACACCAUAGUCAUACAACCUGGGUCUGCCAAUCUUCGUAUUGGACGUGCCACCGAUGCGUUCCCGAUCACGGUGCCGAUGGUAAUAGCGGUGCCUUCAGAUCCACCCGCGACUCACGAACCCCAACCCAAGCGGACCGAGUCCGAAGAUGGCACCAUUCUGUUUGGCGACGAAUUCAACGAGCUUUUGGAUACCCUCACCAAGGACUUCAAGGCUAGAAUGAAGUACUAUAAGCGCCGGAUUCUUCCUAAUUCUCGCGAACUGGCAGCCAACUUCAACCGUCGCCAAGAACCCGAGGAGAUCCCUGACCAUAACGACCCAUAUAAGAAAGAGUGGAUCGAUGUCAGCAAUCCCAACACCCUCAAGAAAGUAUACGUUGGAGACGAGGCCCUAAAACUUCCUAUAGGCCCCAAGUUCACUCGCUACUCCAUCCGCUAUCCAAUCUGCAACGGCCAGUUCAACGACCUGAGUCCCGCUUAUACAUCUCCACAGCAGCUCUUGGGUGAUCUUUAUGAGCUUAUAAUGUAUGGGUUAGAGCAGCUUGAAGUGAAGGAGCCACUCAAGUCAUUGAAGGCUAUUUUUGUUAUUCCAGAUUUGUACGACAAGAUGUACGUUGAAACGUGGCUCUCGCUUCUUUUGAGAUUGGUUGGUUUUGGAAAAGUUGCUAUUCUUCAAGAAGCCGUUCUGGCUACGUUUGGAGCCGGUGCAUCGUCUGCCUGUGUCGUGGACGUAGGAGCCCAAACUACCACCGUGACAUGUGUUGAUGAAGGAUUGGUGAUCAACGAUUCUCGAAUCAUUUUGAAUUAUGGAGGUGAUCACGUUACGCAGGCAUUGACAAAAAUGCUUCUUCAAAGCAAUUUCCCCUACCGAGGACUAGACCUCAGUAGUCGCAACGACGACUAUGAAUUGGCCCAGCAAUUGAAAAACGAUUAUGCCACCUUCCAAGACGCCGAUAUAGCCGUGCAGCUCUACCAUUUCUAUAAGCGGAAGCCCUUUGAGUCCACACAAAAGUAUCAAUUCAAGGUGUUUGAUGAGGUGAUGCUCGCCCCAUUGGCGCUUUUCUACCCCAAAGCAUUUCAGUUGGAUCCAUUAUCGAAAGACAGAAAGCGGCUCUUUGCUCCUUCAGUGGACCAGUAUUCUGGCAAGACGAACAACCCUUAUUCCAAGGCACAAGAAAACAUGAUAAAUAACAUUGCCUAUGCCGAUUUGGCCGACGACCAAUUGUUGGUCCAGCUUGGCGACGAGCGGCUGAGAAUCAAGCAGGGCAAUCCAUACUCAAAGCCGAAACCCACCAAGACAUCCACAAUCGAAAACCUGUCGUAUUUGGUGGAGCAACCACUCGAAAAAGCCAUCAUCGAGUCAAUCACCAAUGCUGGUAUCGCUACCGAUUUUGCCAAAACCAAAAAAUUUUACGACAAUCUUUUGAUUGUAGGAGGAGGAUUGGCCACAAUAUCGGGCUAUGACCUCGUAUUAUCGGACCGAAUCAAUAUAUGGAGGCCCAAGUUUUUGUCGUCAAGCAGCAUGGAUGAAAUCAUGGAUUAUGUUGCCGGUGAACGGAAAAAAAUCGAGGGACAUCGCAAACAACUCAUCGACGAAUAUAAGGAGAAGAAACGAACCAAUGCCGAGCAGGCGCUCGAGGAUAUCGAGCUUGACGACGCAGAAUUGGAUGAAAUAGACGCAGCCACUCAAAUUGAAAUCGAUCUUGAUACUGUGGAUGCCAUGUGUGAUCGAGGAUCAGUGAAUCAAGUGAAUGUUCUUCCACCGCCGCGAGAGAUCGAUCCUCAGGUGCUCACAUGGAAGGGAAGCAGUGUGUAUGCUCGGCUCAAGGUUGUGAACGAGAUGUGGGUAUCUCAGGAGGAUUGGGACUUGCUUGAGAGUCGGUGCUUGUACUACAAGAGUUUGUUCAACUACUAG
Molecule: messenger RNA, 2616 nt
Organism: Meyerozyma guilliermondii ATCC 6260
Lineage: Eukaryota; Fungi; Ascomycota; Pichiomycetes; Serinales; Debaryomycetaceae
Gene: ARP8
Product: Arp8p
Exons: 1
Coding region: 1-2616 (871 amino acids)
Biological process (GO): regulation of DNA-templated transcription; double-strand break repair
Cellular component (GO): Ino80 complex
Source: RefSeq, a predicted model, not a curated record